This is a messenger RNA of Carassius carassius (crucian carp), 1044 nucleotides long. RefSeq lists its product as uncharacterized. The coding region runs from base 50 to 913 and encodes 287 amino acids. The record is from RefSeq and is a predicted model, not a curated record. Lineage: Eukaryota; Metazoa; Chordata; Actinopteri; Cypriniformes; Cyprinidae. The transcript has 4 exons.
UCAGCUCAUCUGUCCUUUCUAAACCAGUGUGUCUCUUCAUAUUUGUGGAAUGAAACAUUUGAAUAUUUUUGACAGAAUUUGGUUCUGUUUGUGUAUGUUGGAUCUGAUUGGUGUGUUUGCUGAUUCAGUUGCAGUGAAGUCAGUGUCUGUGAAGGAAGGAGAUUCAGUCUCUCUACAGACUAACACUGAACUACAGACAAAUGAUGAGAUAAUGUGGACAUUUGGCCAUGCAGAGACUCGUAUAGCUGAAAUCAUAAAAAGUUUCGGAAGAUUCUCUGCAUAUGAUGUUCUUGAUGGGAGAUUCAGAGACAGACUGAAUCUGGAUCAUCAGACUGGAUCUCUGACCAUCACAAACACCAGAAACACAGACUCUGGACUUUAUGGAGUGGAGAUCAUCAGGAACAGGACAUUGAUAUCAUACAGAUUCAAUGUUAGUGUCUAUGGUGUGUUUGCUGAUUCAGAUGCAGUGAAGGCAGUGUCUGUGAUGGAGGGAGAUUCAGUCAUUCUACAGACUAACACUGAAACACAGACAGAAGAUGAGAUUAUUUGGACAUAUGGACAUCCAGAGACUCGUAUAGCUGACAUUGAUACAAAGCAUAUAAUUUUCUCCACAUUUGAUGUUCUUGAUGGGAAAUUCAGAGACAGACUGAAGGUGGAUCAUCAGACUGGAUCUCUGACCAUCACAAACACCAGAUCCACAGACUCUGGACUUUAUCAAGUAACCAUCAGGAGCAGCAUGAGACAGCUCACAUACAGAUUCAAUCUUACUGUCUCUGACUCUGUUUAUUGCUGUGAUUCUGCUCAAGCUGUGAUCCGAUUGGUCGUCACUGCUCUGGUGGGCGUGGCUGCCGCCGCUGCUGUUGCUGUUCUGGUUUAUGACAUCAGAUCCAGAAGGGCUGAACAGGAUGUUUAAUUACUGUUUUUUAAAUCUUUCUGUAUUCAUCUUCCCGUAAAUACUGAAAUCUGAACUUUGUUUGUUAGUUUGAAUCUUAACUUGAAUCUUAGUUUGAAUCUCAUUAUUAAAGGUAUAGUUCACACAAAAAA